GAAAUUUUUUUUUUGACGAUUUUUAUUUUUACUUAAGAGUGUUUCCAAACAAGCAAAACAAUUCGACCAAAGAAAAAUAUUGUUGACCUGUUGUCUUAUUUCUCACUGAUUAUCUUCACCUGGUUCAAAAGAUUUGUUUGCCGAAUUUCGAAUUGAAACAACAAUAUGGCACCAUCAACACCAACUGGUAAAAUUGGUAAAAAAAGUGCCGGAAAAGCACAAAAAUCGGUUCGUGUAACGGAUAAAAAGAAAAAACAUCGUCGCCGUAAAGAAUCAUUUUCAAUUUAUAUCUAUAAAGUAUUGAAACAAGUACAUCCGGAUACUGGAAUAUCAUCAAAAGCAAUGUCGAUAAUGAAUUCAUUUGUUAAUGAUAUCUUUGAACGUAUUGCAGCCGAAUCAUCAAGAUUAUCGCAAUACAAUAAACGUUCAACAAUUACAUCAAGAGAGAUACAAACUGGUGUACGAUUAUUAUUGCCAGGUGAAUUGGCUAAACAUGCUGUAUCGGAAGGUACCAAAGCUGUAACCAAAUAUACAUCGAGCAAAUAAAAUCAUUGUGUAAUUGUUUUCUGGUUAACCGAAGGAAUCAUCACAUUCGAUUGUUCUUUUUUUCUCUUUCAUUUAAAAAUCAUCUUUUAUGUGUCAACCAACAAUUUAUACCAUUCAUU
This is a messenger RNA of Dermatophagoides pteronyssinus (European house dust mite), 665 nucleotides long. RefSeq names its product histone H2B-like. Lineage: Eukaryota; Metazoa; Arthropoda; Arachnida; Sarcoptiformes; Pyroglyphidae. Gene Ontology annotation, cellular component: nucleosome. The record is from RefSeq and is a predicted model, not a curated record. Gene Ontology annotation, molecular function: structural constituent of chromatin; DNA binding; protein heterodimerization activity.